Messenger RNA from Ostertagia ostertagi, 903 nucleotides. The record is from the annotation of a GenBank genome assembly. NCBI's taxonomy places the organism in Eukaryota, Metazoa, Nematoda, Chromadorea, Rhabditida, Trichostrongylidae.
AUUAUAUGAACAAAUUGCUCUUCCUAUUGAUAGCCGUACACCGGAAGUAUUCAACAGCGCUCAAACAGCAAUUGAACAAGUUCUUGAAGUGGUGAACUCCUUUGCGGCCUCCAAAUCUGCACCGGACAAGUUGUCGGUGCUCUCGCCUCGUAUUCUUUCACUGUUUCCCGAUUCGUCUCGAACAUCUGCGAAGCGCCUUCUUUCUCCGACGUUUUUCAGCUUUCAGAAGGACGGCUAUCUUUCUCUCCCGGAAGUGUUUGAUAUAAUUACGACAAACCAGAAAUAUCAACAACUUAUGUUGGAUGUCGUUCUCGACGUCAGUGGAGCGGGAAAAGUGCUGGAGGACCUCGUCAUUCGUUUGAAGCCAGAAAUGGACGAGUUGAAAGAGGUGAAGCUCCCACUUGUCGAAGAGCUAUCUCACAGGGAUGCCAACUGGAUGCGUGUACACGACUCAUUCAACGACGAUCAAGCUAGGGACUACGCUGAAAAAGGCUACACAUUUUUAGACGAAGCACAGCUGAAUCUCAUUUAUAGCGAACAAGAUCAGUUGUACAGUGGGAUUAACACCACAAGAUUGGGAAAUCUGUCCAAUGAGGAGAAAGCCCGAAGACUGGAAAAUGAUAUCCGAGAAAUGGCAGCUUUGGAUCGACCAAAGUGGCCGAUGUGGGAGAGUGCACGAUCGAUUCGGAAGCGCCAUGUCUCGGAGGGCGCAGGAGCAACAAGGAACACGACUGCGCAUCAUUCCGAAGGUGGUGAGCAUGAGGAACGCGUUAAUGGUGUCCUGUACGAAACCUUCCACCCGAUCGCAUUCACUUCAUUUGUGUCCCGAGGUGGAGCAAUGGAGGUGGCCACACUAUCUCCACAAGCCUUCAUUGCUGAAAUCGCUCACCCGGAAGCGCUUGU